AUAACGUCUUCUUGAUUUCCUAGUGGGGGCAAAGUAUCGGAUGAAAAGUAUAUUAAAUUUUUCUGGUUAAACUCGCACCCAACCCAACUCAAUCUACUACUUCCAAAAGGGGGAUGUACACGCAUCCGACCCAAAGUCGGAUCAACAUCAUGGUUUACCCCAAUUUGAUCAGGUCGGACUUGGUUAGAUACCCACAAAUCCGGAUUCAACUGAAGUUUCCAUUUUCUUCAGUCUAGUAAAAGAUUAAUCAACUGGAAAUCAAUUAGUGGCCGCCAAUUAUUUGUUGGCUGCAUAUGCAUACUGGAAACUUCGUAUGAAACAACUGCUAGGACCGUGCGUUAUGGUUCUUUAGUCCGCCAGAAUUGAGAAGAGAUGAGAGCCCAACAGCUGCAUGGUGAAAAUGACGCCAGUGAUGGUAAAAAUGAGUUCUGGCCGCAGGUUUCCAAUCGUCCCUUUCUUUCAUGCGGUCCAGUUACGUUUUGAAGACUUCCACGCUCGAUAGUUGCCUUGGACUAGUAGUUCACUUCUAAAUAAACAUAUGACAAGUCAUAGAUCGUUUCCACGGGAGACGUAUUGCUAGUGUUACAUUGACUCAAGAUAAUUAAAUUCUAUAACCAUCGUUUUCGUGGGAGACUUGCAAUUAAGCAUUUUUUUUUUUGGUACAUAGACUUGUUACAAGGCAUUACUAGAGGGUUGGGGAGGGGGAAAUGAGUGUCGUUUCUGAGAUUUGAAUCUGGGGGCUCCAGGCUGAAAACCAGCAGCACGAUCACUCAACUAUGACCUAGCUCGUUUGCUUGCAAUUAAGUAUCCUACUGACUAGAGAAGGCAAAAUAACUCAUUAUCGUGGGUAUCCAACCGAAUUCGAAUCAACUUGGUAGGGUAAGUUCUCACUCGGAAGCCACCUGAAUAUGUGCUUCAAGUUCAACUAUGGUUUAGAUUCACUCACGCUUCAACAUUUCGGUCAUCCAUAUCCGUCGAGUUUGUCCCUCUGUUAGAGAUGUUUGAGAAUUAAUGUCCGCGAUAGAAUAAAUAGCUCUAUGAUUAUGAAUGAACGGGUCGGAUCGAAUUGGAAAAUGAAAAGAUUUGUACAAGUUAGAAUUUGUUUCAAGUUAGAAUUAUUUUUCAAUUAGAAUUUGGGUCUUCUAGUUCAAUUUUUAUUCCCUUGCGUCAUUCAUUAAGUCCCAUAGGUUUGAUCCUGCAGAAUCUUGCUCAUUUUAAGUUGUUGUUGAGUUGCUUAUUAGAGUACUUAGUCGUUUGAUAUUAGCUGGAAUUUGGGAUCCAAAUUACAAUUACAUUGACGUGAAUGUUCUUAAAACUCUUUUCGAUCCAAUAAACUGAACCGGUCUCGACACACGCAUGUGGGAAACUUUGUCUGAAAACGCACGACUUCGUCAACGGUUACAUGCAUGAUGGGAGCUGUUCGCACAACGUACGUACGCCUUUGGACCACUGGUUUUAUUCCACGAGUCUGGACAAGAGAGAUGAGCCUUAACAGCUAGCUAUGCAUGAAAAUGAUGAAUACGGGCCGCAGGUUUCCAAUCCGAUCUCCACCAUUUAAUUGUUAUCAAAUUAAGAAGAAUGAUGUAUUUAUUAUUAUAUAAAUUAGCAGCAAGGCAAGCUCACUCAUAUACAUAUCUUGUCUGCCUCUUGUUGUUAGGUCUCAAAUAAAAGAGUGGUUUGUUAGUUAUCAAAGAACGAUGAGUUCUUCUUCACCAACUUGGUGGCUAUUUGCAGCUGCAGCUGUAGUAGUACUACUUCUUCAGCAGUCUUCCUUCCUUCCUGCUACUACAGCGGCGGCCUCCAGAAUCAUUCUGAGCAAUGAGACGGAUCGAAUGGCGUUGUUGGAGUUCAAGUCCAAGAUUCCCGGUGAUCCUUUGGGGGCUCUGAGCUCGUGGAACGAUUCCACUCACUUCUGUCUGUGGUACGGCGUGUCUUGUUCCAAAAGACAUGUCGGGAGAGUCCAGGUCCUCGAUCUCCGUUCUAUGGAACUCUCGGGGUCCAUCUCCCCACAUAUUGGCAAUCUCAGCUUCCUGAGAAACUUGGUUCUUCAUAACAACAGCCUGAGCGGUGGAAUUCCUUCUGAAAUCGGCCGCCUCCGCAGAUUGCAUGAGCUCAGACUCUCCUUCAACUCGCUCGAGGGUGAGAUCCCAUCUAACAUCUCUGAAUGCUCUGCCCUUACUAUAUUCAAUGUGUCGGUAAACAAAUUGGUGGGACAGCUACCAUGGCAGCUUGGAUCCUUGAGCAAACUCCAAAUUUUUUUUGGAGAAAACAACAAUCUAACAGGAAGCAUCCCCCACUCUUUUGGCAAUUUGUCAUCUCUAGUGGAAUUCGGCGCAGCAGAGAACCAUUUGAGUGGGAGAAUUCCUGAUUCUCUUGGCCAAUUGAAGAGUGUUCUAAAAUUGGGUCUCAUGUACAACAACUUACAUGGUGAGGUCCCUGCUUCCAUUUUCAACCUCUCUGCCCUUUUAACUCUAUCCUUUGGAUUCAAUCAGCUCCACGGCAAUCUUCCUAGAAACUUGGGAAUAUCACUUCCAAAUCUUCAAAUGUUAGAUGUGGCUCACAACCAAUUUAGUGGCAGUAUUCCAGCUUCCUUAUCCAAUGCCUCCAAUUUGGUUCUACUUCAACUGAAUACCAAUAAUUUCACCGGUAGCAUGCCUAGUAUGAGAAGCUCUAACAAACUUGAGGACUUUUACAUAUACAAAAACUCUCUUGGAAGUGGAGAAGCUAACGAUUUGAGUUUCCUCUCCUCUUUAACUAAUGCUAGUAGCUUGAAACGCUUGAUCAUCCAUGUGAAUCACUUUGGAGGCAAUUUACCGGAACAAAUUGGCAACUUGUCAAAAAAUUUGGAGAUGUUGAACGUUGCUUCUAAUGCAUUGGAAGGAAGCAUUCCAAGCGGGAUACAAAAUCUUGUCAACCUGCAAUGGUUGCAUGCAGCAUACAACAAACUUACAGGCACCAUCCCAUCCUUCAUCGGGAACAUGCAAACUCUACAACUAUUGGAUUUGAGUGGAAAUAGAAUUUCAGGAUCUAUUCCACCAACGUUUGGUAACCUGACCGAGUUGAUUUACUUGGUAUUAUCUGAUAACAGUCUAUGGGGAGAAAUUCCUCUUGUUUUGGAGAAUUGCCAGAGCUUGCUAUAUGUGGAGCUCGCAUACAACAACCUCAGUGGUGUGAUUCCCCCACAACUUGUAAUGAGUUCUUCCUCGUUAAUAUACUUAAACUUGUCUGAUAAUCAUCUUAGUGGCGCCCUUCCGGCUGAAGUAGGUGGGCUUUUAAAUUUGGAGGCAUUGGAUCUGUCUCGUAACAUGUUGUCAGGUAAAAUACCAACUUCUCUUGGUAGCUGCGCAAUAUUGGACUCAUUGUACUUGCAAGACAAUCUUCUCCAAGGAAUUAUUCCUUCUUCUCUUGGUUCAUUGAGAGGUAUUGAAGUACUGGACAUCUCCAGUAAUAACUUAUCUGGUCAAAUUCCAAAGUCGUUUGAAGGGAUGAAGCUUUUGCAACUUCUGAAUUUUUCUUUCAACAAUCUCGAGGGGGAAGUGCCAUCCAAUGGAGUCUUUAGGAAUGGCAGCAUCAUUUCAGUCGUCGGAAAUGACAAGCUCUGUGGUGGCAUGGCUGAACUUAACCUUCCACCUUGUAACCUCAUACAGAAAAAGAAGACAUUCUGGAGCCAUAAGUCGAUAAAAAUUGUCAUAUUGGCAGUCACCAGUCUAUUGUGUUUGGCAUUCAUGGGUUCUUGCUUGCUUAUCUUUUGGUUUAGGAAGAGAGGGAAACAAGCUACACUUUCCGUUGAUGAUUCACAACUGCUAUUGUCCUACCACGACCUCCAUAAAGCUACAGAUGGUUUCUCCGCGACAAAUCUUAUCGGUGUGGGAAGCUUUGGUUCCGUGUACAAAGGAUUCAUCGAAGCAAAUGGGAUUGGAAGCACUAUCGCGGUGAAGGUGUUCAACCUUCAGCGCAGCGGAGCUUCCAGGAGUUUUAUGGCAGAAUGUGCGGCUUUGAAGAACAUCAGGCACCGAAAUCUUUUGAGGAUACUCACAGUGUGUUCAGGCGUUGAUUAUCAAAUGGAUGACUUCAAGGCUCUCAUCUACGAGUUCUUGGCCAAUGGUAGUCUGGAAGACUGGUUGCAUCCAGUGGGAAGCAGUACAGAUGAGCCUCCAAGAAUCUUGAAUUUUCUCCAGAGGCUAAACGCCGCUAUAGAUGUUGCUACUGCAAUGGAUUAUCUUCACCAUCAAUGUGGAACGCCUAUUGUUCAUUGCGACCUGAAGCCGAACAAUGUGCUUCUUGACGAGGACAUGGUAGCCCAUGUUGGUGAUUUUGGGUUGGCAAGAUUCCUUCAAACAGUUGAUGAUCCCUCUCCACCAAGCCAUGGAUCAAGCUCCAUUGGUGUAAAGGGAACAGUUGGCUAUGCUCCUCCUGAAUAUGGUAUGGGAAAUAAAGUCUCAAUACGAGGUGAUGUCUACAGCUACGGAGUUCUCUUGCUUGAGAUAUUCACUGGAAGAAGACCGAUAGAUGAGAUUUUCAAGAAUGGCCUGAGCCUACAUGAUUUUGUUAGAAGUUCUCUAUUAGAAAAGCUAAUAGCAAAAGUUGUGGAUCCUUUUGUUCUCAAUGAACUGUCACUUGGCCAAGCAACCCAUUCCAAUGUCACUAGUAGCAGCAAUAGCUCAGAGGAAGCCAACUUCAACAAAAGCCACAUACUGGAGGAGGCUCUGAUUUCCAUUCUUGAAAUAGGCGUUGCUUGCUCUCUAGACUCCCCAGAAGAGAGGAUUACCAUGAGCGAAGUUGUAACUAGACUUGUCUCUUCGAAAAGGUUGCUCCGUGAUAAACUUGCUCGACGACAAAGGGGCAGGAGGUGAUGAUUAGCUUGCUUUGAUCGACAACUCUGAUAUAGGUGCUUAUUCAUAUAGAUGUUUCUUUCUGGAUUUAAGGAAUGUAUUUGGAGUUAUAUAAAAAAUGCAUGAAUUCAAAAUAAAGUUGAGUGUUUAGCAUAUGAAACUAGAGAAAUAUAAGAAAUCUUUGAAAAGGUGAGUACCUAGUGUUUAGCAUAUAUCCUUCUGGUGUAAAUUGUCAUGACUUGCUUGGGAGCGAUCUCGUAAGAGAACAAAGUUAAGAAUUCAAAGAUCAUCUGCAGAAGAUUAGUAGGGAAUAUGAAUCCUAAUUACUGACAGAAACCCACAAUUACUCACAAAGUAAUCACAGUUUUGUAGAGUCCACAUCCCUGACAAUUGAAGAAAAGUUAGAAAGUGAAAAAAAUGGAAGAAAAAAGUGUUGGGGGGAUUGGGAAAUAACACAAAACUAAUCGCAGUUAUAUAGAGUCCUUAUUGUAAAGAAGUGGUUAAACUAAAAUAUACAGACAUUUCCUAAUAACUCGAAUUAUUGGAACAAGUUGAUUUAUAAUAUGAUAUCAGAGCUAGAUUUUGUUUAAGGUCACGUGCCCAUGUUUUCACGACCUCCAAUAUUAGUAUGUCUUUAAAGCAAAUGAUAUGCCGGGAUUCUGAAAACUUUAAGCUCAUGACUUUCAUUUGAGUGGUGUGUAAGAAAAUGAUUAAGUACUAGAUAAAUGGCCCGUGCUACGCGCCGGGUAUCUCCAUAUACCAUUAUUUGGAUUUUUCGGUGAUUGAGAAUAUGUCUUUAUAGCAGUGUUAUAAUGUCGCUGGCAUGUCGGCUGGUUGAAUAAUCGGUAUUAGUUAUGAAAUCGAUAUGAAUACCACCGUGUAUAACAUGCAUGAUUGAUUUCUGACAUUUAAACAGUCGUUUUAGUGAAUUUAAUCGAUAAAAAUUUAACUUUUUAUUUAUUUCGUGAAUUAGAAAGUUAAAUGUUGAUGCUAUUUGUUAAAUUCAAGAAUAACUGUCUUGAAAUAUGCUUUAUAUAUGCUUAAAUUCACUUGAUGUGAAAUGAUUUUUCACAUUUCUACAUAUUUUGUUAAACCGUUAUGAACCUGUUGGACUCCGUUGGAACCGCUACCACCUGCUAUAUCGACACAACGAAAUAAACCUGUUUGCAACGUACAACUGAAAAAUACAUGGAAGAUUUAAAGGUGAGAUAACAAUUAGGAUGUAAUUUUAGAAAGGAACGGAGUUGAGAGAAGUGAUUUUAUCAUCCUAUUACAUCAUCACCCUACAAAGUCUUUCAUCUCACAAACUAAAUUCCCAAUGAUUCCUGUGUAUACAUCCACCCAAGCAAUUAUGUCAAUAUUCACCAAAUGCUUGAGUAAUCACUAAUUCACUAUCAUCUGGAUAUAAUACGAUUUUACAUAGUGGAUGAGGACAUUAAUAAUGUUUAUCAAUAUACGAUCUCUAUUCACUUAAUGGAGAGUCCUACGGUGCAUCCGCGUGGUGUGCAUGGGCUUGCGGUGCACCUUAGCACAUACUACUGGACCCCUUAUAUCAUACUUACGCUAUUUAUUAUCUAACUAGAAAAUUGGCCCGCGCUUUGCGGCGGGUACCGAUCAAUUAAUAUUGAAAAUUAAUAUAGUCCUUAGAUGGAGGUGAACAUCUUAAGUGGUUUGAGAAGAUUUGUGUGUUAACCUGAGACACUAACUGUUGUAAUUAACUUCACAAUCUCCUUAGGAAAUUUCAUAGGAUUUUGGAAUAAAUAGUUUAAUUUACAAUAUACAACAUGACUUCAAAUUUGAAUAGUACAAUGUAUGAUAAUAGAGUAUGGUAUUUCCUAGGUAAUUAUUGAUUCGUGAUUUGUAGAGAAGGCAAAUCGAUUGGAUUCAUGGAUUGGUAGAUCUAUGGAUCAAAUGGAUUGGUGGAUUGAUCCAUGAAUCCAAAUAAAAUCCAAGUUUUGACCAAUAUGUAAAUUUUGAGAAGUUUAGGUGCUAAAAUCAUACAAUAAAAGUUUAGGUACUAA
Messenger RNA from Linum trigynum, 6853 nucleotides. NCBI's taxonomy places the organism in Eukaryota, Viridiplantae, Streptophyta, Magnoliopsida, Malpighiales, Linaceae. The record is from the annotation of a GenBank genome assembly.